Molecule: messenger RNA, 3725 nt
Organism: Monomorium pharaonis (pharaoh ant)
Lineage: Eukaryota; Metazoa; Arthropoda; Insecta; Hymenoptera; Formicidae
Exons: 5
Coding region: 2596-3603 (335 amino acids)
Molecular function (GO): DNA binding
Source: RefSeq, a predicted model, not a curated record
AAUUCUUUGAAACUUUGUUAAUGUUUCCUUUUAUGAAAAAACUGAUGUAAACUGAUCAUUACAGUACAUACACAGUAAUGAUUAAAAACAUUGUUAAUCAUAUAUUUGACUAUUAUGGAAUUAAGACACAUAAUGAACGAAUACGGGAAAAUAAUGUAAUCAUAUAAUAGAUCAUGAUAAAUUCGCAUAUUUAUAAAUCGGCAAAUUAAUUAUAUUGAAAAAAAGAAUUUCGUUUAAAAAACGGCUUAUAUACAUUGGACUGGUAAAAUACAUAUAUAUAAUAAAAUUGCUUACUAUUUUUCGUUUAAUAAUAAUCAAUCAUACGAUAAAAAUGAGACAAUUUUGAUAGAAAACGAUAGACUCGCAGAUAGAAUACGAUAGACAGGACUAGACCGCUUAUUAUUUAUCGUAUAGUAAACGAUUAUUCGAUAAAAAUGAGACAAUUUUGAUAGAAAACGAUAGACUCGCAGAUAGAAUACGAUAGACAGGACUAGACCGCUUAUUAUUUAUCGUAUAGUAAACGAUUAUACGAUAAAAAUAAGAAAUUUCGGAUAGAAAACGAUAGACACGCAUUGGAUGGACAGAUAAAAUACGAUAGACAGGACCAAAUUGCUUAUUAUUUAUCGUAUAGUAAACGAUUAUACGAUAAAGGUAAGAAAUUUUGGAUAGAAAACGAUAGACGCGCAUUGGACGGACAGAUAGAAUACGAUAAACAGGACUAGAUCGCUUAUUAUUUAUCGUAUAGUAAACGAUUAUACAAUAAAGAUAAGAAAUUUUGGAUAGAAAACGAUAGACGCGCAUUGGACGGACAGAUAGAAUACGAUAGACAGGACUAGACCGCUUAUUAUUUAUCGUAUAGUAAACGAUUAUACAAUAAAGGUAAGAAAUUUUGGAUAGAAAACGAUAGACGCGCAUUGGACGGACAGAUAGAAUACGAUAAACAGGACUAUACCGGUUAUUAUUUAUCGUAUAGUAAACGAUUAUACGAUAAAGGUAAGAAAUUUUAGAUAGAAAACGAUAGACGCGCAUUGGACGAACAGAUAGAAUACGAUAAACAGGACUAGACCGGUUAUUAUUUAUCGUAUAGUAAACGAUUAUACGAUAAAGGUAAGAAAUUUUGGAUAGAAAACGAUAGGCAUGCACACUUUGAAUAGAUAAAAUACGAUAAACGUAUGAUAGCAGUGCUGAACAUUAUUAUAUAAGAUAUGAAAUCUUAUUAUUCGUAACAUUCUCAUAAAAUAUGAUACACAAUUAUUUGUAUAGUCUUAUAGGUUUUCAUUUGUAUAGUAUAUUAAAUAUUGUAAUGACACUAUAUUGAAAUUCUAUCACUAAUAUGUUAACCUACUUAUAAAAGUCAGGAAUCAAAAAUACGAUUAAAAUACAUAAAAAUGAUUUUUCUUUCAUUUGCUAUCUGAUCUUUUAAUUCUUGAAUUUCAGAUAACAUUACAUAAAAAUUUUUUUGAACAUCACUAUAAGAUAUGAAAUUUUAUUACUCGUAACAUUCUCAUAAAAUAUGAUGCACAAUCAUUUGUAAUAGUCUUAUAGGUUUUCAUUUGUAUAGUAUAUGAAAUAUUGUAAUGACACUACAUUGGACUUCUACCACUAAUAUAUUAACCUACUUGUGAAAGUCAGAAAUCAGAAACACGAUUAAAAUACAUAAGAAUGAUUUUCCUUUCAUUUGCUAUCUGAUCUUUUAAUUCUUGAAUUUCGGAUAAUAUUGCAUAAAAAUCUUUUUGAACAUCACUUAUAAAAUAUGAUUCACAAUCAUUUGUAAUAGUCUUAUAGGUUUUUAUUUGUACAAUAUAUGAAAUUUGUAAUGACACUACAUUGGACUUCUAUCACUAAUAUGUUAACCUACUUAUGAAAGUCAGGAAUCAGAAACACGAUUAAAAUGGAAAAGAAAUUUUUUUUUCGUUUUCUAUCGGACUUUUCAAGCAGGGUAGGUUAUAAUAUAUGGCAUUUGGUCUACUGAAAAUUAUAUAAAGGAUACAUAAAAUUUAACAUAAACUUUUACAUACAUAUUUAUCUUUAUUUUGUACAUUAUAUUUUUUAUAUAAUUGCGAACAGAAUAUGUUACAUUUUUUAAAUAAUUUACCAAAUAGACAAAAAUCGCCGGACAACUGCUGUGUUCUCGCAGAUAAACCAAUCGCAAUUUUUGUGAGAGAAAGUGUGACAUAUAUUCUAUAUCUUUCAUAUAAUUUUCAGUAUGGUAUUUGAUAUUUUUCUCAUAAAACUGAUUACACGCAUAAAGAAAAUAAUUAAAUAAAAAUAAAUUGCUAAUAACCGAUAAAUUUGUACAAAUAAUAUAUUUUGUUUAGAACUCAAAAGGUGGCACAAAUCUAAAAAACUCGAAAGGUGAUGCAAAUUUAAAAGAAAGAAUACAGAACAAAAUUGCUAAGAUAAAAAAGAAUGAAAAUGAAAAAAAUGAAAAUGAAAAUAAUGAAACAUCGGAUGAAAAAAAAACAUAUAGAAAAGAUAAGAAAGAAAGCACAUGUAACAAAGAAAAUAAAACCAUUACAAAAAAUUGUACUUUAAAAACUGAUAUAAAGAAACUCAAAAGCAAGAUUCUAAUGGAAGUGAUAUAGAAAAAAAAGUAUGUAUUUCGGUAAAAUAAAAAGUAAGUACAUGAAUAAGUUGAUGUUUGUAUAUAUAUGUGUUAUAUUACAGAUUGAAAAGCUGCAGAAAGAAAAUGAAUAUUUGCGUUCUCAAAAAAUGAAACUAAAGAAGCAAUUAGAAGAUAAAGAAGCAAUAAUUACCGAUUUAAUGUCGUUAAACAUUAAUCUUCAAAAAAAAGUGAUUUCAGAGUAUACGGAAAUAUCUAAAAUAAACAAGGAAGUUGAUAAAAAAGUUUUAAGUAACUUUGAUGAACUGUUGCACGUUGUUUCCGAAUACUUUAAAAAAAAUCUGACACGUCCGCAAGAACAAGUUGGUUUGCCUCCAAUUGGAUAUAUAAAUAAUGCUCGAAAUGAGGUACAUCUUGGCUUUGAUGUCUACAUACCCAAAUCCACAUAUGAUAGUGUUCUCAUUAUUUCAAAAACAUUACCGCAGUUAAUAAAAAACUUAGCUCUUGCUGUUUAUGACAUAAAAGUAUUUAAAGAAAGCACGGUAACAGGUAUUGUGUCAAACAGAAGAAAGAAGAGUGGAAAUACAACUCCUAGACCUGCAUUAGAUCUAACAAAAUUAAAAGCCAUUAGAGCUACAGCUAAACAUUACUUAAUAACUCAACGUGGUCUAGAUGAAGUUUCAAUUGAUAUUGAACUUCAACAUUUUGGAACGCAUAUUGCACACAAAAUAUGUGAACUGAAUAGAACUCCACAAUCUAUAAAUUCAAAAAAUAAGCAGGAAAUCAAAGCUGCGUUAUGUGCUGUUGUAAUGACGGAUACAAAUAAUGAUAGUAAGGAAAAACAAUGUGCUGAAAAUAUUUCUGAUAACAGUGAAAUUCCAAGUGAAGUUUCACAAGCAAGUAAUGAUGAAAAAGGAAAAAUUGAAGGAAAAAGUAAUGAAGAAAAAGAGAUUGAAAACGAGAAUAAUUAUUCUUCGUCAGACUCUAUUCAUAGUGCUGACUCUAUUCAUAGUGCUGAUGAAUCGAAUGAUAGUAACUAAGAAACGUUAAUUUACGGUAUAAAUAGCUUUUAAAAAACAUUCAGAAUGUUUGCUAUACCAAAGAUAUAAAAAACUAAUGUUUUUAUUUAACUUUAUUGAAAAAAAACAUAUAAUUUGUGUUC